Hypanus sabinus (Atlantic stingray) is the source of this 3167-nucleotide messenger RNA. RefSeq names its product exocyst complex component 1-like. The transcript has 18 exons. Gene Ontology annotation, biological process: exocytosis; Golgi to plasma membrane transport. The record is from RefSeq and is a predicted model, not a curated record. Gene Ontology annotation, cellular component: plasma membrane; exocyst. Bases 165 to 2849 code for a protein of 894 amino acids. Lineage: Eukaryota; Metazoa; Chordata; Chondrichthyes; Myliobatiformes; Dasyatidae. Gene Ontology annotation, molecular function: phosphatidylinositol-4,5-bisphosphate binding.
UUCAUCUUUCUGCUGAGCGAUCAACAACGACCAGAAAUAAUACGUACUUAGCCAGAUUGUCCGUGUUGGUUGCAAGGGUUGCCCGAUCAUGUGUACAGCUAUCUCACCUUCCGAGAGUUUCUGAGUUGAUUUCAAGUGUUAUUCGUGUCCUUUCUCUACCUGACAUGAUUGCCAUUCGGAACCAGUUACAGAAGGAUUUUUUCACACCACAGGAAGAAAGGCUUCUGGGCUUGGUGUAUGCCUGGAAAGCUGGAAAGAAACGGAAAACCUGCAUAUUAUGUGCCGCAGUAUCAACUGAUCAUCCAUUUCAAGCUUCCCUUGUGAAAUUUAAAAAAGCUGAUAAAGGUGAUGCAUACAAGCAGGUGGCAUGGUGGUCAUUUGAAGAUUUGCUUGAAGUUGACGGGAAAGAUGCAGAUAAGGAUAACCCUGAAUUCAAUUUGCAUUUUGAUAAAGUAUACAAGUGGAUUGCCAGCAAUUCUGGAGAAAAAAAUAAUUUCAUGUCCUGUCUCUUCAAGCUCAAUCGACACUAUAUGCACAGUAGAAUUAAAUUUAGAAACAUCAGUCCUCAGAUUCUAGAAGAGGGUGUGCGACCUCCAGUUGAAGAGCGAACAAGUGAAGCUGUUGAAGUUGAUCAUGAAGAAGAAACUGGUGUUUAUCAAGAACUCACAUCAAAAGAGGCACUUGAUGUAGAAAAAAUAAUGGAACAGUUUGAUCAAUCUAUAUCUAAUUCUGAAGCUUUUGCAGAGAAGAUGAGUAGAGAUCUCCAUGUAUUAGAUGAGGAAAACAUACAAUCGAUUAUUGUGUCAGAGAAGCAAGUAACUGAACUAAUGGAGUUGAUCGAUGUGAGUCUUGUUGAAGUGAGAAACAUUGAACAAACUCUUCAGACCUAUGAAGAACUGUUGCAGAGUGUUAAAGAACAGAUGGACCAUAUUCACCAGAGUAAUAAUCAGUUACAAGUCAUUGAUUCUAACCAACAAAAACUUUUAGAAGAAGUACUUUUUCUUGUGGACAAGUUUGACCUUGCUGAAGAACAUCAAGAGGCUUUAAGGACUGGUGAUCUGUCCAUACCUGACAAUUUAAAGGCUUGCAUUGCUGCCGUUGAAGCUUUGAAUAAUUGCAUGAAUGUUAGGUUAUUACCAGGCCAUCGGAAAAUGCAAAGCGUUGUCGAGCAAUUAAUAACAUUUGAAAAUUUGAGACAGCUAUUUGAAAGAAGAUUCAUACUGCAUAUUAACAAUAUAUUUGUGCAACAGGGAAGUGACCAAAGUGUUAGUUUGAUGCAGCAGACUGGAGAACUGAUCUUCCCCAAGCAUAAAUUUUAUCAUGAUGAACUGUUACCAUACAGCCCUUUAAUGGCCUGGCUAAAAAGCAGCAAACCUGCUAUAUUUAAUGACUUGUCUAAGGUAUAUGCUGAAAGCAUUAGAAAACUUUAUGACAAGCAAGUCAAAGAAUUCUUUGAUUUAGUAAAGUUUAAACUGGCUGGGAUAAAGAAUGGUGUGAAAUUCAAGAUUCAGGAAAGUUUUGAAAAGCUGACUGCUUCCACAUCCAAUCUUCAGAAAACAUUUUUCAGAAAUUCUUUGUAUGAGCAUUUAGAAUCAGAAACUGACUUAACAGAUCGUGGAAUCCUCGACAAGGCAAAAGAUGACCAGGACAAGGAAUGGAGCACUUCCUCAUUUUGUACAGAGAUCAUAGAUCAUGUAGUCACAGAACUGGAGCCUGUGUGCAUUGCAGAGGAAGAGUUUAUCACCAAAUUUUUUAUGUUAACGGAAGACACAUAUAGUGAACCACCACAGUUGCUGGGAAGUAAAAGUGAUCUUGCGGCUACAAUUAUCCAAGACUCUACAGAGAAAGAACAGAUGCAUUGGAGUACUGCAGAGCAGGAAGAUGCCGGAAUAAGUAUUAAGCGAAAAAUGAUGAAUGAAAUCUUCAGUACUCUUGAACUAGAUCUGAGAAGUUUUGUAAACCUUUGUGAUAAGAUCAACCCAUCAAACACCUUGCAUUUACUGGUAAUAGUGAGCCAGCGUGCACUAGCAGCUCAAGAUUCUGACACUCCUUACUUUAUCAAAUCUACAUUUGGAAAUAGUCUGGUGCAUGUGAAGCGCAACUUUGACAAAUGCAUUUCUGGUUUGUGCAAGCAAAUAGAAGAAGCUAAGGUUCCAAAGAAGACCAAGAUUGGUAUUCUGCCAUUUGUUACUGGAUUUGAGGAAUUCUUAACUGUUGCUGAAACCAUCUUUAAGAAUGCUGAGCGAAGAGGCGAUUUGGACAAAGCUUACCAUAAGUUAAUUGCAGCAGUCUUCACCAGCAUUAAAAACAUUGCCUUAAUGAAUUUGAAGAUUCCUCCAGAUGUUGUUAUAAUGGAGAACUUUCACCAAAUCUACUGCUUCCUCUCCGAAAUGAAAAUCAGCAGUCUUGAAGAUAGGAAAAAGGAAGCCUACCAACAAUACUCGGAACAUCUUAACCUCUAUGUUACUAAAUAUCUGGGACAGCCAUUGGAGAAACUAAAUAUCUUCUUUGAUGGGGUCAAGACUCGUAUUGCACAGGGAGUCAAAGAGGAUGAAAUAAGCUAUCAAUUAUUAUAUAGCAAACAAGAAUUAAGAAAGGUAAUAGAAAAAUAUCCAGGAAAAGAGGUGAAGAAGGCUCUGGAAAUACUCUACAAAAAAGUUCUAAAGCAUCUGAGUGAAGAAGGAAACCUGUUACAGGUGGUGUGGGGCACAAUGCAAGGAGAAUUCGUUCAUCAGUACAAGCAGUUUGAAGAAAUGAUUGUUCAAUGCUACCCUGGCUCUGGCAUUACUAUGAACUUUAGUAUUGAGGACAUACUGCAGUAUUUUUUAGAUAUAACAAAAUCAAACUGACUGCAAGCUGAUUAAUAUUUAAAUGUCUGCUCAACUGUUUAUUUCUUCAAUUCUCAGAGUUGUUAUCUUUCCUCUUACAUGUCCAGUUAUUCAACAGUUUAAAAUUAAGCCUAUACUUGAUGUUAAAGUUUUACAUCUCUAAAGCAGAAUAACAUGCUAUUUUGAUUAUUUUAACAAUUUUAUAUUAUAUUUUUUGUUAUGACCUUAUAUUCAACCUUUGCAAACCUGGAUAGUUUUGUAAUAAGUUUUGUAAUAACGUAACUCUGAAUUUACUGAUGUGUGCCCAAAAUUGCUCUUUAAGUAUUUUACUUGAGACAA